UAUUCACCGACAGUACGAAUUUAAUGUAAGCAAGUUAUGUAAUUUUGUGAUAAAAUCCCAAAAAUUAAAAUUUCGAGUUAUUUUUCUCUAUUUAUUGUACUUUCAAAAUAGGUACGCAUUCUAGCACCCCUAAUGCUGGACUUCCACCGACCAUUUAAUGAGAAAAUACAGCCCCACAAAAAAUAUGUGUGUAGUUUUGACAGGAACACCUUACCCCGAUGUUUUUGGUGCCAUGAACACGAAUCUGAAGUCGGUUAUGCUCCAUUACAUCAGGACUUUUUCCUGACGCCAAAAACAUGGCGUAUAUUAUUGCAAAAUUUUUUAGGUUAGUAAAAAAUCCUGCGCGAUGGAGCAAAUGGAGAUUCGUGUUCAGGGCACCAAAACCCAUGGGGAGUAUUCCUGUCAAAAUGACAUGAUAUUUUUUUGGGGCUGUGUAAUAGUCGCUGAACGCUAAGCUCGCUAAACAAUGGAUGUACCAUUAUGAGAUUUCGAUUUGAUAUCAACGGCUUAUCACUUUAAGUUUUAGCUGGGAUAAAAGUAGAAACCCAAUUGAGUUUAUACAUUUGUUGCUGUGUUAGGCGGAUCGAGUUAAACAAACAUUACAAAACGACAUUUUUGCUAACAUUUGAAGAAUGGAGAAGCUUAAAUUCGAAUUUUUGGUAAAAUCUGCUGAGGACGGAAAAACGAAUAUAAUGGCGAUAACCACAAUCACCACAAGUGAUGAUAGAGUUUUUAAAAUACCAGCAGAAAUGCAGCCAGCAAGUUUACAUGAACAAUUAAUAAAUACACCAACUUAUACAAAAAUAAAAAACACAUUAAAAAGGAGACACCAAACAAGAAAAGUAUGGAUAAAUGUAACGGAAGAUUUAGCCGAAAUUUAUAUGGAUGAUGAUGGAAAUAUGCAGUUCAAAGAUUACUUUCUUGAAGAGAUACCGCCAACAAAUCCCACUGCAGGUAUUUCAGAGGAGUCACUGUCGAAAGUUUUAGAGAAGCUGAGUGCAGAUGAAUACCCUAAUUUAAAGAAAAUUGCUGAAAAAUUUGUGCUAGAAAAAUUCUCAGCCAAAAACUCAAAUGCUAACCAAUGGAUGACCAUAUUUGAAAGUGAGUGCGACCGCUUUGACAUAUGUAAAGAUGAGGAGAAAAUCGAAGUCUUGAGACUUUUCUUAGAAAAAUCAUGCUUGGAUUGGUACAGCUCUAUGCUUAUUAAAUUAUCGUUAGCUUCUGAAUGGGGAAAGUGGAAAGAAAACUUUUGUGGCACCUAUGCAAAUAAAGGAUGGGCUGCGAGCAGAUAUGCAAUCUCAUUCAGAUAUAAAACAGGUUCACUUUUGGAUUAUGCUUUGAAGAAAGAAAGACUUUUAUUAGAAAUAAGAAAAUCAAUUGACACAGGGACAUUAAUUGAUCUUAUUGCAGAAGUGUUACCACAUUAUAUAGCCGACAGAAUAGAUAGAGAAAAAGUAGUUAAUACAGAAGAACUUUACAGUGAGAUUAGAAAACUUGAACAUUUAGUAUCCAGAAAAACUAUAGAUAGAAAGAACGUAUCAGCUUCUUAUUCGAAAGAAAAAGAAGCAUUUGAAAAGAAAAAACCAUGCAAAAUCUGCGAAAAAGAAAACAGAGGUACUCGUUAUCAUACAGAAGCUACAUGCUGGUUUAAAAAUCAAAAAAGUGAAAAAGAGAUAAAACAUGUUAAUAAUAAUGAAUUGGAAUGGGAAUUAAAUGAUAUGGAUCCAAAAAACUUGUAGUGCCACCAUUGAUCAAAGUUAAAUUAUUAAUAAAUGGAAUUAUUGAAGUAUAUGGAAUUUACGAUUCUGGUUCGAAUGUAUCUUUAAUAAAUUCGCGUUUAUUACGCUUUAAACCAAAAAAUAAAGAUUUUUAUACUGCAAAUUUGAAAACGAUCAAUGGUACAAAAAAGGCUGAGGGAAUGAUAACUAUUAAAACUAAAAUUUUUGACAUUGAAAAAGAAAUACAGGUUUUUGUAGUAAACGAAAAAAAUUUUAGCUACGAUUUUCUGAUUGGAUUAGAUUGCAUAAAAUCAUUCAAAUUAAUACAAAAUGAAAACCUAAUUAUAUCCCAAAAAUGUACACCUUGUAGAAGCAAACUCUCAGAACUACCUUCGAAGUCGAGAAAUGAAAAUUUAAAUAUAAGUAAUUUCUAUAGAUUUCACCGUCAUGAUAAUCAUAAUGAAUGCGAAUUAAAUUUCAACGAACAUUUCGAUACAGAUAAUUGCGACAUUUCGGUUCAACAUUUAGACGUUACAGAAAAGUCAGAAAUAAGUAAACUAAUAGAAAAAUAUAAAACUUUAUUCGCUAAAGAUAAAUAUGACAUCGGUACGGUAAAAGAUUACGAGGCACGUAUAGAUCUACUAAUAGAUAGGUAUUGUAGUAAAAGACCAUAUAGAUGCACGAUUGAGGAUAAGAAAGAAAUAGAAACACAAAUUUCAAAAUUAUUGGAGAAGAAUCUGAUAGAAGAGUCGUAUAGUCCAUUUGCGGCUCCGGUAACAUUGGCUUUUAAAAGAGAAGAAAAUAGGAGAACAAGAUUAUGCAUAGACUUUCGCGAUUUGAAUAAAAUUGUAGUUCCACAAUCACAACCAUUCCCAUUAAUUGAAGACUUGGUAGAUAAAACACGAAACUGUAAAUUUUUCUCAACGCUUGAUAUAAACUCAGCGUUUUGGUCAAUUCCAUUAAGAAUCGAGGACAGACAUAAAACAGCUUUCGUAACACAAGAAGGACAUUUUCAAUGGACGUGUUUGCUCUUUGGCUUGAAAACAUCGCCAGCAAUUUUCCAAAGAAUUUUAAGUAACAUAAUAAGAAAACAUAAGCUUAGUGAAUUCGCGGUUAAUUACAUAGACGACAUUUUGAUUUUCUCAAAAUCUUUCGCAGAACAUAUGUCACAUUUGUCAUUAUUGCUUGAAGCAAUAUCGAAAGAAGGCUUCAGAUUAAAACUAUCGAAAUGCACUUUCGCAGCAGAUUCAGUUAAA
This is a messenger RNA of Rhagoletis zephyria (snowberry fruit fly), 2974 nucleotides long. RefSeq lists its product as uncharacterized. The record is from RefSeq and is a predicted model, not a curated record. Lineage: Eukaryota; Metazoa; Arthropoda; Insecta; Diptera; Tephritidae.